Messenger RNA from Pelagomonas calceolata, 1669 nucleotides. Lineage: Eukaryota; Pelagophyceae; Pelagomonadales; Pelagomonadaceae. The record is from the annotation of a GenBank genome assembly.
GGGGGCAGCCGCGCACGCCCAAACGCGCCGCCGGGCAGCCGCACGGCACCUUGGUAGGUGACCAUGGCAUCCAUGCUUGAGAGCGCCGCACCGGCCGUGCCGAGUUUGGCGCUGCCCACUCAACCGACAACAGACGCCGUCGACGCGGCCUUCCAAAGGGCAGCCGCGGAGCGCCACGCCCGCGCCACGCCCGUCCGCGGCGCGGCAGUCCUGCGCUUCACGACGCUGUCGAACGACGCUCCUCGUAGGGGCUUUGUGAUCGGAGAUCACGGUACGGUCGGCCGCGGCGCGCAAAAUCAUAUACAAGUCGCCUCGGACGCGACGCUUUGCGAAACGAAUCACGGCACCUUCCGGUGCCAGGACAAUGUGCUCGUGUUAGAACCCGGGAACGGCGUCGUGGCGGUCCGGUGCUCCACGGGAGAAUCUGUCGACUACCCUCUGCGAACGGGUUGUGAAUUUGGCUGCGGGUCCUCGAUCUUCGCGGUGUCCCGCGACGCGCCGCUCGCGCUGUACUGCCGCGAGGGGCCGCUGCAGGGGCGGACGCUGGACGUGCGGGAGGCCUUGAUGAUCGGGAGGGCUCAGUCGUGCGAUGCGUGUGUUGAAGACAGGGAACUGUCCCGGCAGCACUGCAAAGUCCAGAAGCGUGGUGGUGUGUACUACUUGGUCGAUCUUGGUAGUACCAACGGCACGUACGUGCGGCGCGUCGGGCCCUAUGCUGGUCCACAUCGAUUACGAAUAGGUGACAAGGUGCUGCUGGGCCGCACCGGUCUGGAGCUCUGCCGCUUCGACGUCGGCGUGUGCUCGCUGAAAGGCGCGCGGCGGACCAUGGAGGAUCGUACCACAAUCGUGCAUGAUCUGCGGUGUAGCAAUCUACCACAAGCGUUACGGCCGGUAUACUACGCCGCUGUGUACGACGGCCACGGCGGCGACGCCUGCGCGCAGUUCCUGAAGGACGAGCUGCAUGGGUACGUCAGGAGAAGCUUGGACGCCCAGUCUGACUGGAGCAACGCAGAGACCACUAUCAAUGCGGCUUUACGAGAUGCCUGCCUGCAGUGCGACGCGGCGUUCCUGGCCACGAAUCCCGCGAACCGGGCCGGGUCCACGGCCUGCAUUUUGUUGGUCUUCGGGCAAUCGAUAAUGAGCUGCGCGAAUGUCGGUGAUAGUCGGUGUUGCCUCGCGACGGCGUCGGGAUGCGCCCAGCUUUCAGAGGACCAGACGCCCGCGAGGGCGGAUGAGGCGCAGAGGAUACGGGACGCGGGAGGGUUCGUGAUCCAUAAACGGGUGAUGGGUGAGCUCGCCGUCUCACGAGCCUUCGGCGAUGCCGAGCUAAAGAGGCCAGUGCACGAAUUAGUGAGGCCAAACGAACCCGCGCCCGCAGAAGCCGGGCCAAGGAUGGUGUUGGCCGAGCCCGAGGUCACGCAUCGUGCGGUCGAAGGCGACUUCGCCCUGAUCGCCUGCGACGGGCUGUACGACGUUUUUUCCAGCGACGAGGCGGUAGACGUCGUGCGGAAGGGACUUGUAGAAAACGCGGGCGACCCCGUGCGCGCGGCAGCGGGCGUGUGUUCAGCAGCCGUCGACGACCGCGGGUCCAGGGACAACGUCACCGCAGUCGUCGUGGCGCUGCGGGCGGCGGCUCCGGAGGGGAUUUCAUGAGUAAUUGAUAGAAACA